CCGCUCAAGUUUGCGUGAACGUAACACCAUUUUCGGUACAGUUGCUAUAGAAACAACUUAUAGUUAGCAACGGCUAACCUGUGGACAUAUUUGUUCGUAACGGUGCUUAUAGAGUUUGCUGGUCUUGUGAAAUCGUCCAUAUGGAAGAUCGAUAUGCUUUCCUUGCCGAAUGGUUUGAUCAGCAUGCAUCUCUCCUGCGACGCUUCCUUCUGUUCUUCUACAUUACAGAUGGCUCCGUGGAAAUGUAUGAUUUGAAGAAUCGAAAGAAAUAUUUGAAGAGGACCAAAUGUGACAGCGUCAAUCAGGAAGAUUUAUUCGUGGGGAAUCGACUCAAUAUCUUCUCUCGGCAGCUACAUUUAGUAGAUUAUGGAGAUCAGUUCACGGCAAACAAACUUGGCAGCGAAAAGGAAAGGACUCUUGCUUUGAUAAAACCAGAUAUGGUCAGUAAGAUCGGAGACAUCCUGGAGUUGAUAAAUGCCUCCAAGCUAAUGGUGACCAAAGCAAAAAUGACCAAGCUCACAUGGAGCCAAGCGGAAGACUUUUACGUGGAACAUCAGUCAAAGCCUUUCUUCAGUGCGCUGGUGCACUUCAUGUCCUCUGGCCCAGUGGUUGCCAUGGAGCUGGUGGGUGACAAGGCCCUGUCGAUCUGGAGGGAGCUCCUGGGACCUGCAGACUCUGCUGUGGCGUUAACAGAGGCGCCACAGAGCAUCCGUGCACAGUUUGGAACAGACGCCAUCAAAAAUGUGGCCCAUGGCUCUGACUCCAUAGCUGUAGCAGCAAGAGAGCUGGAAUUCUUUUUUCCUUCCACGGUCGGCCAUGGCCCCUCCAACACAGCCCUGUUCACAGACUGCACAUGUUGUAUCAUCAAACCCCACGCUGUAUCAGCAGGGCUGACUGGGAAGAUUCUUAACUCCAUAUCUGCAGCUGGAUUUGAGAUCUCAGCUCUUGGAAUGUUCUACCUGGAUCGAGCGAAAGCAGAGGAGUUUUAUGAGGUGUACAAAGGCGUUGUGGACGAGUAUCCUGAUCUGAUAACCGAGCUGUGCUCCGGACCGUGUAUGGCUCUAGAGAUCCACGGUGCAGACGCACCCAGGACCUUCAGGGAGUUCUGUGGGCCUCCUUAUCCAGAAAUCGCACGGCUUCUUCGUCCUAACACACUGCGUGCGCUCUAUGGCACAGACAACGUAAAAACGGCCGUCCACUGCACGGACCUUCCUGAAGACGGCAUUCUAGAGGUGGAGUUUUUCUUCAAGAUUUUGGAUCGAUGAAAUCAAGAGAAAGUGUGACUGUUUGUUUAUUCUUCUGUUUAUUGUUUCAACCUCUUGCAGACUAAAUAAAGAGACAAGAGCAGACUC
Nothobranchius furzeri (turquoise killifish) is the source of this 1352-nucleotide messenger RNA. RefSeq names its product NME/NM23 family member 7 (gene nme7). Gene Ontology annotation, molecular function: nucleoside diphosphate kinase activity; ATP binding. Gene Ontology annotation, cellular component: centrosome. Gene Ontology annotation, biological process: CTP biosynthetic process; GTP biosynthetic process; UTP biosynthetic process. The record is from RefSeq and is a predicted model, not a curated record. NCBI's taxonomy places the organism in Eukaryota, Metazoa, Chordata, Actinopteri, Cyprinodontiformes, Nothobranchiidae.